AUGGUCAUCAGCGUGGAGAUCCACAACUGCAUCGUUCGGAAGACAUUGGUCGAUCAAGGAAGUUCGGCCGAUAUCCUCUACUGGAAUACCUUCAAGCAACUCGGCAUCCCGGAAGCCGAACUGAUCCCAUACAAUGAGCCGCUGGUUGGAUUUUCUGGUGAGCGUGUACAAACGAAAGGAUACAUCAAGUUAUCCACUCGUUUUUGUUCCGAUGGACCCGAAGUCAAAGACAUCCCGAUCAAGUACGUGGUUGUGCAUGCUAACACGUCAUAUAACAUUCUUCUUGGAAGACCGUCCCUCAACAGGUUAGGUGCGAUUGUGUCAACCCCGCACUUAGCCAUGAAAUUUCCUUCUGAAUCAGGCCGAAUCAUCACAGUACAUGCAGAUCAGAAAGCGGCCAGGGAAUGUUAUUUCGCUAGUCUCCGGUUGCCCCGCCUCGGAGCAACCGAGCCGAGUCGAGAGAAACGCGUGCAUUCGGUAGCCCAAGACCUCGAAACGGUUGUAGACUUCGACCCUCGAAUGGAGCAAGAUGAGAGGGUCGAGCCGAUUGAAGAUCGGUACCCACUGAUUAUCGGGCCGACCAACCAGCAUGUCACCUACCUAGGUUCCAACCUGUCCGAGACCGAAAGGCGUGAAAUCGAAAAUGUGGUAAAGAAAAACAAAGACCUCUUUGCAUGGAGGCCGGCCGACAUGCCCGGGAUUGACCCUACCUUCUUAUGCCAUCGACUCUCAGUGUGCCGGGAGGCCAAACCGGUCGCCCAACGUAAGAGAAAAAUGGGGGAAGAAAGGAAAAAGGCGGUUGAAGCCGAAACGUCUAAGCUCCUUGAAGCAGGUUUCAUUCGAGAAAUCCAAUACACAACAUGGCUGGCCAACGUUGUCAUGGUCAAGAAGUCGAAUGGCAAAUGGCGAAUGUGUACUGAUUACACAGAUUUGAACAAAGCCUGCCCCAAGGAUGCUUAUCCGUUGCUAAACGUAGACCGAUUGGUGGAUGGUGCGGCUGGUCAUAAGUUCCUAACAUUCCUCGAUGCAUACUCGAGCUAUAAUCAAAUUCGAAUGUACCCCCGAGACGAAGACAAAACGACAUUUGUUACAGAAUCUGCCAAUUACUGCUACCAAGUAAUGCCAUUCGGCCUGAAGAAUGCUGGGGCCAUAUAUCAAAGGCUCAUGGACAAGAUCUUCGGCAAUCAAAUCGGGAGAAUUAUGGAAGUUUACGUGGAUGAUAUGGUUGUCAAAUUGGCUGACACACUUGCCCAUGUAACCGAUCUCGCCGAAGUCUUCCGGGCCCUUCGGAAACAUUAG
Cajanus cajan (pigeon pea) is the source of this 1299-nucleotide messenger RNA. Its product is annotated as RNA-directed DNA polymerase homolog. The record is from RefSeq and is a predicted model, not a curated record. Lineage: Eukaryota; Viridiplantae; Streptophyta; Magnoliopsida; Fabales; Fabaceae.